AUGUUUUUACCAUUACUUGACUUGACUGCUGGUAGUGCAUUCUGUUCUCCAAGUGCUGCCUUCUUUGGAUAUAUGGGUGUGGCUUGUGCUUUGAUUUUCUCAAAUCUUGGAUCUGCUUAUGGUGCAGGUAAAGCUGGUGUUGGUGUUGCUCAUUUAGGUAUUUUAAAUCCUAAACUUGUUGUGAAGGGUUUAAUUCCAGUUAUUAUGUCUGGUAUUUUGGGUAUUUUUGGUUUAAUUGUUUCCAUUAUUAUUAGUAGUAAUGUUACAACAGGAAGUGGAUAUAGUAAUCAUAAGGGUUAUUCACAUCUUGCUUCUGGUUUGGCUGCUGGUCUAUCUUGUUUAGCAGCUGGUUUAGCUCUUGGAGUUGCUGGUGAUGCAGGUGUUAGAGCAUAUGGUAAACAACCAAAGAUAUUUGUAGGAUUGGUAUUAAUAUUAAUUUUUGGAGAAGCACUUGGAUUGUAUGGUUUAAUUGUUGCCUUAGUUACAUCUCUAUCUGAUAAUGGUCCAAAAUGUCUUCCACCUACUUAA
Molecule: messenger RNA, 528 nt
Organism: Naegleria gruberi
Lineage: Eukaryota; Heterolobosea; Eutetramitea; Acrasida; Naegleriidae
Product: vacuolar H+ ATPase subunit C subunit
Exons: 5
Coding region: 1-528 (175 amino acids)
Biological process (GO): proton transmembrane transport
Cellular component (GO): proton-transporting V-type ATPase, V0 domain
Molecular function (GO): proton-transporting ATPase activity, rotational mechanism
Source: RefSeq, a predicted model, not a curated record